AUGACGGAUAGCGACAUAGCAAGAAUUUUAGAGUUUGAUGGCAAUGAUUCUACCGUUGAAGGCCUUUCUGACGAUGACUUCGAAGGCAGUCAAGAUCUUGAACCACGCCUGGAAGAGCUGGAGGAUGAAGGUUCAAACGACGACUCGAGCGAUGAUGACGUACCAUUGGCUGCUGUUGCUGCUCGUCAGACUUCAAGUCGUCGACUAUAUUUCAAGCAUGAAAAUGAUUUCACUCCAUAUCCACCAGGCAUGUACUGUCAACCUUUAGCUGCAGGUCGCGUUAAUUUGUUACAAGAACCAAUUGAAUAUUUUUUGAGAUAUAUUCCUGAAGUAAUGUUUGAAAUAAUAAGUAAUUAUUCAAACCAGACAUACUUAUUGAAGAAAGGUCAAAAUCUGAACACAACUAAGGAAGAAAUUAAAUUGUUUUUUGGCAUAUCUAUAGCUAUGAGUUAUUUGGGCUUGCCAAGGAUUAAAAUGUAUUGGGCAAACAGGACAAGGGUUGCAAUGAUAGCAGACCGCAUGACUAGAGACCGUUAUUUUAAAAUUCGGACAAAUUUGAAACUUGUAAAUGAUCUUGAGGUGGAUGAAGCAUCCAAGCAAAAUAAAUUCUGGAAAGUUAACCCUUUGAUCAAAACUGUGAGAAAAGCUUGCCUAGAAACUCCCAGAUCUCAACAUAUUAGUGUAGAUGAGCAGAUGAUACCCUUUUGGGGUCAAGUAUCAAUGCGGCAGUUUAAAAAACUUCGUGGCAAAGGAGAUACAAUACUCACAACCAAUGAAGCUGAAGGUCUUGAUAUUGGCGGAAAAGUUGUGCUGAAGUUAUCUGAAACUUUGCCUGAAGGAGUUAAGUUAUACAUGGACAGAUACUUUACAUCAUUGGAUUUACUGGACAAAUUACGUUCAAAGAAGAUGCAGGCAACAGGUACUCUUAGAAAGGCAAACAUACCUAAAAACUGCAAUUUCAAAACUGACAAUGAGUUGAGAAAACAAGGACGUGGUUCUUCGGAUCAACUCGUUCGCAGUGACGGUAAUGUGGCAUGUCUAAAGUGGUUUGAUAACAAACCAGUAAUAAUGGCAUCAUCUGUUGAUUCCAAAGAACCCAUCAACAAAUGCAGAUGUUGGUGUAAAAAAACUAAACAGUAUAUCCAAAUUGACAGACCAUUUGCAAUAGAGCAAUAUAAUACCAUGAUGGGCGGUGUAGAUAUGUUGGACAGGGUCAUCAGUUUUUACAGAAUUAGAGCACGUUCCAAAAAAUGGACUGUUCGUCUGAUUUUCCACUUCUUUGACUUUGCGGCAGCUGCUGGAUGGCUUAUAUACAGGAAUGAAGCUAAAUUGUUAGAAUGCCCUAAAAAAAACAUUUUGGACUACUUGGAGUUCAAAGUGCAAAUUGCAAAUUCAUUACUUUAUUUUACACCAGCGAGGGAACAGAUACACAUAAUUCAUGAAGUAGAUUCAGACAACUCAACAGAAGAAGCACAACCUUGGAGCCGUAAAAGAAAAUGUAUACCUCAACCGCCAGUUCAACUGAGGACAGCCAUGGCUGGUCAUUUGCCAUUGAUUGAUGAACAAAAUGACAAUCACAGAUGCCGAAUGCCAGGAUGUAAAAGCAAGAAAGCUAGAGUGUUUUGCUCUACUUGUAACAUGCAUUUAUGCCUUGUAGUAGGACGAAAUUGCUACAAACGCUAUCAUGAAUCUGUCUAA
Messenger RNA from Parnassius mnemosyne (clouded apollo), 1698 nucleotides. NCBI's taxonomy places the organism in Eukaryota, Metazoa, Arthropoda, Insecta, Lepidoptera, Papilionidae. The record is from the annotation of a GenBank genome assembly.